Vicia villosa (hairy vetch) is the source of this 1272-nucleotide messenger RNA. RefSeq lists its product as uncharacterized. Lineage: Eukaryota; Viridiplantae; Streptophyta; Magnoliopsida; Fabales; Fabaceae. Bases 1 to 1272 code for a protein of 423 amino acids. Gene Ontology annotation, molecular function: zinc ion binding. The record is from RefSeq and is a predicted model, not a curated record. The transcript has 4 exons.
AUGAUAGUGAGGAACUUGAAAGUGGCUGUGAUAGUGAAGAAGGGUCUACUACCAGCAAUGGAUGAACUUUUGCCAGGUGUUGAACAAAGAUUCUGUGUGAGGCACCUUUAUAAUAACUUCAGGAAGAAGUAUCCUGGUAAAAUGUUGAAAGAUGCUAUCUGGAAAGCUGCAAGGUCAACCUAUGUACAAGCUUGGGAGAGAGAAAUGAGGUCUAUGAGACUUAUUAGUGAUGAGGCAUAUUUACAUAUGAUGAAGACAUCUCCAAGAUUCUGGAGUAAAUCAGACUUUAAGGUAACUAACAAAUGUGAUACUCUACUCAAUAACAUGUCUGAGGCAUUCAAUAGUGUGAUCCUUGAGUCAAGGACCAAGCCUUUAGUAACAAUGCUGGAAGAGAUCAGGACCUAUUUUAUGGAGAGAUGGGCUAAGAAUAGGAUGCGGUUUGAGAAUUUACCUGAUGAUGCAGUGCUGCCAAACAUUAGAAAACAAGUGGAGAAAACAAGUACCUACACCAACUCAUGGAUUGUAAGGAUGUCUGAUGAACAUAUUUUUGAGGUUAAGCAUGUGCAAGAUCCAGCUGACAUGUUCACUGUGAACUUGAAGGACCACAUAUGUUCAUGUAGGAGGUGGGAGUUGUCUGGUUUGCCAUGUGUUCAUGCAUUGUCAUGUAUGAAGAGUAGGAACUUUAGAUUUGAAGAUUUCAUUCCAGAGUACUAUAGGAAGAGUAGGUACAUUGCUGUCUACAAACCAGUUAUAUAUCCUGUGAAUGGUUCUAACCUAUGGGCAAGGACACAAUACCCAGAUGUGCAUCCUCCUAAGUUCAGAAAAAUGCCUGGCAGACCAAAGAAGAAGAGGAAUCUUGAACAAGGAGAGCUUGAUGGUACUGACAGAAAACUUAGGAGGACAGGACUGAUUGUGAAAUGCAGUAGAUGCAAAAAGUCAGGGCACAACAAAGCUACAUGUAAGGUGACAGGGCCUGCACAGCCAACUACUCAACAAACAUCACAACAAAUUCCUCAAGGGCCUGCACAGCCAACUACUCAACAAACAUCACAAGUAACAACUUCACAGCCAGCUACUCAACAAGUUAGUGCACAGCCAGCUACUCAACAAAGUCAACCAGCUUCUCAGACAUCCAGAACAAGACAAAGUCCUGCAAAAAAAGGCAACAACAAGCAAGGUAAAAAAGCUGGGUGUGAGAAGGCCACAGACUCCUUGGGUACCACCAGGACCAACCACAAGACUAGGUGCAUCAAAAAUUGGGCCAACAACUAG